AUGCGAUGUCUUUGCGUAGUAUCCAUUAUUUUUAUCCUUUGUUGCUUGUCAAUAAAGGGACAACGUUUAAAUUGUAGCAGAAUUCGUGAAAAUUGUGAGCCCUGUAUCCGCCGUUUGGUGGAUCCCAUCAACAAUCUGGACUUUAUAAACAGGGAUUGCAGGGAAAGUGUCGGCGAACGUUGGGUUUGGCGUGAUGUAAGGCGUUGUGACAUGCAGAUUGUUGCCUGUGAAAAUCAUGACAGCAAACUGGAUUGUGAUACCGUGGCUAGGUUGGCUGGAAUGAGAAGGCGCCAUUAA
Molecule: messenger RNA, 297 nt
Organism: Drosophila elegans
Lineage: Eukaryota; Metazoa; Arthropoda; Insecta; Diptera; Drosophilidae
Exons: 2
Coding region: 1-297 (98 amino acids)
Source: RefSeq, a predicted model, not a curated record